Molecule: messenger RNA, 2394 nt
Organism: Trichoderma gamsii
Lineage: Eukaryota; Fungi; Ascomycota; Sordariomycetes; Hypocreales; Hypocreaceae
Exons: 1
Coding region: 1-2394 (797 amino acids)
Source: RefSeq, a predicted model, not a curated record
AUGCCUAUAGCAGGCGAGCCGUUAGCUGAUGAUCCUCAUAGCGACCCUACUCGCAAAUUGAGAUGGAGUUACGCCGACCCUCCUGAUAUCCCACUUCCCGAGGAAGAUCCAGGCCAGCCAUUUUGUCCUCGUCAUGCUACUACUGUUGCUCAGUUAAAAAGAGCAUCUUUUGGUCCUUUUCCAACUAACACGGAUUUAACAACUCCCCAUCGCGACUGGCAUUUCGGCAAUCUCGAUUACAUCCUGUCUCGCAAGAGCUGGUGCCGAGUCUGCGGCCUGAUUGCAGAAGUUGUUGAACAAGACCCCUCGAAUUCUAUGCUGGAGCGCAAGGAUACAGAAAUAAUUGCUUGCUGGAUAUGGGAUGGAGUGCUCAAUGAUAGCGACGACAAAGUGGCAACUCUUCGGCUGCGGAUUGCUCCAGAGGUUAUCGGCUGGGAAGACUUGUUUGAACCAUUUGACUUGGUUCCUCUGGCCAACCAUCUUGAUAAAAGCGACAAUCUAUUUCUAGGACGGAAGAUCAGCAGUGGCCACUUCAACUUGGAAGUAAUCAAGGCCUGGGUCCAAAGCUGCGAACAAUGGCACGGCAGCGAGUGCAUCGAUACCGCGCCGUGGAAGACGUCUGACUUUGGGGUGCCGUUCAUUCGCAUGAUAUCUUUGGACGAAUACAGGUUGAUUGAAACAGCUUGUCCUCCAUCUUAUGCAGCAUUAAGCUACGUAUGGGGGCCCGCUACUGUAUUCAAGACGAUACGAGACAACAUCGAGAUGCUGGUGCAGCCAGGGGGACUGCCGGUGCCGUCCUUUCCAAAGUCCAUCCGAGAUGCCAUGGGCCUAGCAAAAGAGCUUGGCUUUCGAUACAUCUGGGUUGACUCUCUAUGUAUCGUUCAAGACUCCGUGGAGGAUAAAGUGCAGCAGCUUCGCAUGAUGGACCGCAUCUAUAGCCGUGCGAGUCUCACCAUUGUCGCCGCAGCUGGUUCGCAUGCCGACGCAGGAAUCCCCGGUUUGCAGCCUGAAAGUCGAUCUCGCAAACAGCACACAGCCCAAAUCUCGGAUGAUCUCACACUGGUCGCGCUCCAUCCAGAUACAUAUCGUAGCGCGGCGGCAACGACCUGGAACACCAGAGGCUGGACAUACCAGGAGCGUCUUCUUUCGAAACGGUGUCUUUUCUCAUUCCCCGACGGGUCUGUGAGCUUCCAGUGCUCAAUGGCCGUUUGGGGAGAAGACUACUAUGCUGAGACACCGCACUUGAAGCGCUGUGCACCGAUGAUGGACGUCUCAUUGAACCGGAGCUGGAUGGCUCCUGGGGCUGUCAAAGAGAGGGGCAUCCCAACUGUUCAUAUAGCAAACACCUCAUAUUUACGCGAGUACUGCCGGCUUGUCGAAGAAUAUACAGGUCGUGACAUGUCAUAUGCAAGCGAUCGGCUUUUGGGGAUCAGUGGCGUCCUAGAUGUUUUGCAAAGAGAGUUUGGUCUCAGCUUUGUUCAUGGCCUGCCAGAGACCAUCAUAUAUUUGGCUCUGCUCUGGCAGCCUCGAAAUAAGAUCAAACGCGUCCCGAAGGAUCCUAAAACCUUUCUGCCGCUCUUCCCGAGUUGGUCGUGGACUGGCUGGACUGGACCAGUUGGUUAUGAAGAUUGGAAUGCGUUUAACGAUAUGCCUGGGAUCGAAGACCGCGCGGAGCGUGUCAAGCCUUUUGCAAAACUGGCCUUGAUAGGGCCAAAAGAGCUCGAGUAUUUCUCUCAAAAAGCAGCAAAUAGUUUGUCUCCUGAUUGGUUAAAAGUCUCUACGAUGGAAGAUGGAACUUGCUACAUUAUGGGCACUGAUACCCAUCGAUACCAUCCUGUCCCUUUUGUCUCCUCAUUAAACAAGGCAGGAAAAUCCAAUAUGAUGCUGCCACCGCUUGGACUCAGUCUGCGUACACGAAUUGCACGCUUUCGACUGACCACUCUAAUGCUGAGUUCAACCUUCAACCAAGACGACUAUCCCAUUGAACGGCGUGGCCGCUUCGGGCUUUCUUUGCCGUCACCAAACACAGGUGAUCGGCCAUGGCUGGGAACCAUCCUUUUACCUGUGCAAUAUCAUGCUAAAAUGGCACAAGACCACGAGUUCAUUAUUCUGUCGGAGAGCUAUGGCUUCAAUCAUCAGGAGAUGGCACCUGCGGUCGCCAAGAAAAUGAAUCCUUUCGAAGUAUAUGAUGUGAUGAUGAUAAGGAGAAUUCAAGGCGAAGAACUAGCGCAUUAUCGUCUCCAGCUAACGGCUCAAGUUACCGAAACUCUUUCCUCUCAACCAAUGUAUGAUUCCUUGGAUGGAAAGAGUGUAGUUGAAAGAAUAGGAGCUGGACGAAUGGUGAAAAGUGCAUGGGAUAGUGACGAUAACUGGGAGGAUUUCAUUAUUGUCUAA